Messenger RNA from Fraxinus pennsylvanica, 1578 nucleotides. The record is from the annotation of a GenBank genome assembly. Lineage: Eukaryota; Viridiplantae; Streptophyta; Magnoliopsida; Lamiales; Oleaceae.
AUGGAGGGUGGUGAAGAAAAAACUGUGAAACUGGAGGCUCCGAAAAUGAAGUUGCAGGCCGAUCGGACUUUCAAUUUGGAGCCUGAUGUGGCGGUUUCUUCGCCUGUCACACGGCAGAAGGCCGCCGCGGCAAAGCAGUUCAUUGAGAAUCAUUACAAGAACUAUCAUCAAGGAUUACAAGAUCGCAAAGAAAGGCGGUGGGCGUUGCAGAGGAGGGCGAAAGAGGCGCAAGUAUCUAAUGAGGAGCAAGAGAGAAUGCUGAGAAACUUGGAAAAAAGAGAGACGGAAUAUAUGAGAUUGCAGAGGCAUAAAGUUGGGAUUGAUGAUUUUGAGCAGUUGACUAUCAUUGGCAAAGGAGCUUUUGGUGAGGUUAGGUUAUGUCGUGCUAAAAGUACAGGAGAAAUAUUUGCCAUGAAGAAAUUGAAGAAAUCAGAGAUGCUUAGCCGUGGACAGGUUGAGCAUGUCCGAUCUGAGAGGAAUUUGCUUGUGGAGGUGGACAGUCGGUGCAUAGUGAAGCUUUUUUAUUCAUUCCAAGAUUCUGAUUUCUUAUACCUUAUUAUGGAAUAUUUGCCUGGUGGUGAUAUUAUGACUUUACUUAUGAGAGAGGAUAUCCUUUCCGAAGAUGUUGCACGGUUCUACAUUGCGGAAAGCAUUCUAGCGAUUCAUUCUAUUCACCAGCACAGUUAUGUCCAUAGGGACAUCAAACCAGACAACCUAAUAUUGGACAAAAAUGGCCAUUUAAAGCUUUCUGACUUUGGCUUGUGUAAGCCCCUGGAUAAUAAAUAUUCAUCGUUGUUGGAAGACGACGAUUUUACUACUCAGGAAUCUAGAACUGAUAGUGAAGGGCAUGAUGGCAGUGAUAGUGCUCCUUGGUUAAUGGCGAAGGAGCAGUUACAGCAGUGGAAACGUAACCGUCGUGCCUUGGCAUAUUCUACAGUUGGAACACUUGAUUAUAUGGCACCUGAAGUUUUGUUGAAGAAAGGAUAUGGAAUGGAGUGUGACUGGUGGUCAUUGGGGGCAAUCAUGUAUGAAAUGCUCGUAGGCUAUCCUCCCUUUUGCUCUGACGAUCCUAGAAUGACAUGCCGCAAGAUUAUCAAUUGGAAAACAUGCUUGAAAUUCCCUGAAGAACCAAAAAUCUCAAUUGAGGCCAAGGAUCUGAUCUGUCAUUUGUUAUGCGAUGUUGAAAGAAGGUUGGGGACCAGAGGAGUGGACGAAAUAAGGGCACAUUCAUGGUUUAGUGGCGUUAACUGGGAGACCCUUUAUGAAAUGGAAGCUGCCUACAAACCUACAGUAACUGGAGAGUUAGACACGCAGAAUUUUGAAAAGUUUGAGGAAGGCAACAAUCCACCGUCUGCUGUAUCCACAGUGGGACCUUGGCGGAAGAUGUUAACAUCAAAGGAUGCCAACUUUAUUGGAUAUACUUUUAGAAAAUCUGAUAUUCUGAAAUCAAUGGAAACUUCAGGUAUAGACGGGGUUUCAAAUGGAUCUUCAAAGCCUCCAUCUUUAGUGUCAUUAUUUGGACAUAUAGACCUGCAGGAAACUGUGAUAACAGAGGAUGAUCCAAAGCAAACCAGUUGA